Messenger RNA from Cydia splendana, 1591 nucleotides. It is a transcript of the gene lin-28, whose product is annotated as protein lin-28 homolog. The transcript has 5 exons. The coding region runs from base 700 to 1266 and encodes 188 amino acids. The record is from RefSeq and is a predicted model, not a curated record. Gene Ontology annotation, biological process: pre-miRNA processing. Gene Ontology annotation, cellular component: nucleus; cytoplasm. NCBI's taxonomy places the organism in Eukaryota, Metazoa, Arthropoda, Insecta, Lepidoptera, Tortricidae. Gene Ontology annotation, molecular function: zinc ion binding; mRNA binding.
ACGACGUAAUAACAGCUACGCGGCUACGGUAUGCAGGUAGAUACGCAAUUUAAUAAUUGAACGUCUAAACUGUAUUGUAUGGCGUAACAUUAACAAAAGGCACGCCUUAACUAAAAAAUAUUGGAUCGGUCAACAAAAACAAAGUACUCGGACAUCCCUAGACCCCUUCGCUCGCUUCUAGGCGGAUGGCGGUUCAAGUCGGGUGUGUUUUUUGUAAAGUUUUGAUGUCGUUGACUAUUUAAAGUGGUGUCCACGUUAGGUAGUCGUGGCGUUCCCUUGCUGCGUUCCUUUUCCCGGUGGAAGUGGCGCGUACUCCGCGAGCAAGUGACAUAUUUCGGGGCAAAGCGGCCACCGCUUUCGGCCGGUGCACACGUUUCGUUAGCUUCACUAUUUUAAAAACUCUAUCUACUUACUUGCCGGUAUCCGGGAAGGGACCGACCGCACCGCGCACCGUGCCACUCGUUGCCGAUGCAGUCGACCUGCGUACGCGUCGCUACGCUAGCCGCUUGACGUGCGUUCGCGCCCGCUCUCAUGCACCUUUCAUUGUUGAUAUGUUAUUAUGUUAUUUUUAAAUGUGCGUAAACUACGUCAGUGAAUGAACUCGUUGUAAACAAAUAAAGUGCCUUAUUUUGAUGAUGUUUGUUACGAAGAAGAGGUGAUAUUUGUUGGUGCUGUUAAGUUUCUGUUUCUUCAAACACGAUGAGCGGGAGGGAAGGCGGAAAUGCAGUUCCGUCUUCGAGUGUCGGGAACGCAGCGGGCUCGGGCGCGGGAGCGGCGCCAGCGGGGGUGACGGGGGUCACGCGGCACGGUCGGUGCAAGUGGUUCAACGUGGCGAAGGGAUGGGGGUUCAUCACGCCGGACGACGGUGGCCAGGAUGUCUUUGUGCAUCAGAGUGUCAUUCAGAUGCCAGGAUUCCGGUCGCUGGGCGACGAGGAGGCCGUGGAGUUCGAGUGUAAGGAGUCCGACAAGGGGCUGGAGGCCACCAGAGUCUCCGGGCCCUCGGCCGUGGACUGCCAGGGCUCGCAUCGUAGGCCGCUCUCCAAGAAACGGUUCAGAAAAAUACGCUGCUACAACUGCGGAGAGUUCGCCAACCAUAUAGCCGCCAAGUGCAACAUCGACCCGCAACCAAAGAGGUGUCACAACUGCAAGAGCGAAGACCAUCUUAUCGCUGACUGUCCUAUAAAGGUUGAAAAGAAGAGUGAUCAGCAAACGAAGAGUUCCGGCAGUUCUCAAGACAGCCAAGAGGGGAGCCCGCAGCAUACAUGAGGGCCCUAUCCUAGAUGGGUUCUCAGACAUUCUAGCGGCAUUGGUUCUUUAAUUUUACAAAUAUAGGCCGUAAGCUAAAGAAUGCAUAAUAUUUCGUCAACACAAACCUACAAAUCACUAUUUACUUAAAUAAACAUGUAACUGUCUACCUCAAAUGACUAUAAAGACAAGGCAGAAACUAUACAGAAAGUACAAAGCAAGACUGAUAAGUACAAAUAUCAUUACUUAUUUAAUUUUGUUACAAUAUUAAGUUUAACUUUAGUGCGCUAUAAGAUACCUGAUUUUUUAUCAUACCUAUUGCUAAUUUAUUGUAAUAUACUUAAUU